UGCUAAGACAAUAGAGAGAGAAGAGAGGGAAAAAAAAUAGAGAGAGAGAGACAAGCUGGGUUCAACCUUUUAACAAAGACUUCCCUUUUCACAACUCCAUUUCUCUUAUUCUUCUCCACUCAACAAUUUCACCAUCUACAAAAACACUAACACAAAAACAGCUAAAACCCAUCUGUAUUUUAGCUUUCUUGAUUUUGUUGGAUCCAUAGAUCUAACACUUUGAUAAACCCACAAAAAAUAUUUCUUUGUUUGGCUGUUAAAGUUAGUAGCUUUGAAGAACAAGUCAAAUUACAACAAGAGCAUACUUACUGUGUUGUAAAGUAGAGGAGGACGCAAAUCAUUCUGAAGUUCCUGGGUCAGAGUUCUUUUGGGCACCUAUUAAAUGUGGACUAUUUGGAGGGUUUUUAGAUGAGAUGAGGGAUGUUAUCUGGGUUGAUGAACUUUUUGAGGGCCUGCUUCCGGCCGAGGCCUGAUCGAUAUGUUCACACAAAUUCAGAUACUGGUGGUCGCCAAGACGGGCUAUUGUGGUAUAAAGAUCACGGGCAGCACGUAAAUGGUGAAUUUUCUAUGGCAGUGGUGCAGGCCAACAAUUUACUUGAGGAUCAGAGUCAGCUUGAGUCAGGAAGCUUGAGCCUAAACGACUCUGGCCCAUAUGGUACUUUUGUUGGUGUUUACGAUGGACAUGGAGGGCCUGAGACAUCUCGCUAUGUCAAUGAUCACCUCUUCCAGCAUCUCAAGAGGUUUACUUUGGAGCAACAAUCGAUGUCGGUGGAAGUGAUAAGGAAGGCAUUUCAAGCAACAGAAGAGGGUUUUCUCUCUCUCGUUACCAAACAGUGGCCUAUGAAACCACAAAUUGCAGCAGUUGGUUCCUGCUGCCUGGCCGGUGUUAUCUGUAACGGAACCCUUUACAUUGCCAGCCUUGGUGAUUCACGUGCUGUUUUGGGUAGAGUUGUGAAGGCAACGGGGGAAGUUCUGUCUAUUCAGCUAUCUGCUGAGCACAAUGCUUGCAUAGAGUCUGUGAGACAGGAGCUGCAGGCUUUGCAUCCUGAUGACCCCCAUAUUGUAGUAUUAAAACACAAUGUAUGGCGUGUAAAAGGUCUUAUACAAGUUUCCAGAUCUAUUGGUGAUGUAUAUUUGAAGAAGGCCGAGUUCAACAGGGAACCUUUAUAUGCUAAGUUCCGACUCCGAGAACCUUUCAAAAAGCCAAUAUUGAGCUCAGAACCGUCAAUUUCAGUGCACCAGCUGCAGCCUCACGAUCAAUUUGUUAUAUUUGCCUCUGAUGGCCUUUGGGAGCACCUAAGCAAUCAAGAAGCAGUUGAUAUAGUUCAAAAUCAUCCACGCAAUGGAAGUGCAAGGAGGCUGGUAAAAGCUGCCUUGCAAGAAGCAGCAAAGAAGAGAGAGAUGAGAUAUUCAGACUUGAAGAAGAUCGACCGUGGUGUGCGUCGACAUUUCCACGAUGACAUUACUGUGAUUGUUGUGUUUCUUGACUCAAAUUUCGUAAGCAGGGUUAGCUCAGUCAAGUGCUCGAAUAUAUCUGUUAGAGGGGCUGGAGUCAGUCUGCCUCCCAACACACUGGCUCCUUGUACCACACCAACGGAAGCUGGCAGUAUGUGAUGAAGCUGUAUCUCAUGUUCCUGUCUCUUGUAUUAUUCUCAUGUGAAUACCAGGUAGCUUCUGAAAGAGAUAAAGAGGAGCCACCCUUCAAUUCUUUAAUGCACACUGUAACUUUUAACUGGAACUCAUACUUGAAUUUAGCUUAUGUGCGAAAAACCCUAGAACUGGAGAAGUACAAGGUGACAAUUAUUAUAGUUAUUUCUUGGGAAGUUUUCUGCC
Molecule: messenger RNA, 1833 nt
Organism: Populus trichocarpa (black cottonwood)
Lineage: Eukaryota; Viridiplantae; Streptophyta; Magnoliopsida; Malpighiales; Salicaceae
Product: probable protein phosphatase 2C 64
Exons: 5
Coding region: 421-1614 (397 amino acids)
Biological process (GO): protein dephosphorylation
Molecular function (GO): cation binding; protein serine/threonine phosphatase activity
Source: RefSeq, a predicted model, not a curated record